UAUUGGAACCCCGGCAUCUUGACCAAGUAGGUAUGCAUCAGCAUACCGUACGGCGUCAAGACCCUUUCCAAUGGCGGAUGACCCAAACGAACGAUUGCAUCCAAUAUGAUUUCAUUUCUAGGACCGGCCCAUCUCCGUAUUUUUAUAUCAUUCUUGAUAUAUAAUAAUUCUUCCGGUGCACACGCAAAUGGAUCACCCUCCUCCCUUUAUAACUACAUACAACCUUACUUUUCAUCUAAUCGGUCAUCGCAUCCAUCCUCCCUCCUCCAGCUUUUCUCUCUAGUCGUCUGUCUUACUCUUUUCACCUCCUCACGACACCUUCACUGAAAGCAGUGAUCUCAUGGACCCUUAUCUACCAACCUUUGAUUCUUCACCUGAUACAGGCGCCCCAGGGUUUGGUUCAUCAUCCAACUCUGCAUCUUCUUCUCCUUCUCUCUUGAACGACUACCCCAAUGCCCAUCUAAUGCAAGCGCCUGAUCGGCGCGUAACGAAUUCUAUCUCUCUGACAUCAGGAGGAUCCCCCACAAUGCAUAGCAAUCGACGAACAACAGCCUCCUACCAAUCCCGUCAGCCUCACAUUACUGAUCGUAACUCUGCCCACUCUCAAUCUGCAUUCGUCCCUCGCUUCAACCCAUCAGCUACUGGGUUAAGUACAUGCAAAAAUUUGACAAGGCAUUUGACCGUGCAGGAGCAAGAAAAUCUCCUCCAAAUGGAUGAACUCAAGUUCUUUCUCGCUACUGCUCCUUCCCGGUGGUCCUCGACCCCUUCAGGUUUAGCAAAAAAUAAUUCAUUUCCCAUGGCUUCCUCUGGCCACCCAGCCUCAUCACAUCCAUCUAUGAACCGGUUCCUCCUUCCUUCUUCGGAAUAUAUUACCUGUGUUUCGUGGAAUAAUCGCUACCACAUAACCGGCACAGACAUUGUUCGAGCCCUUGUUUUCCGCUUCGAGGCAUUUGGAAGACCCGUCAAAAACAUGAAAAAAUUCGAGGAAGGUAUCUUUAGCGAUCUGCGAAAUCUAAAGCCUGGUGUCGAUGCUUGCUUGGAAGAACCCAAGUCGCCAUUUCUUGAUCUUCUUUUCAAAUACCAGUGCAUACGCACUCAGAAAAAGCAAAAGGUGUUCUACUGGUUCUCGGUCCCUCAUGAUCGCCUUUUCCUUGAUGCCCUCGAACGCGAUCUCAAACGCGAGAAGAUGGACUUGGAACCAACUACCGUCAUCAUGGGUGAACCUGCCCUCUCGUUUACGUACGAGCCACAGCGCAGCCUGUAUGAACAAUUCAGCAAGGCGCAGAGCACCAUGGAAGCCGAUGGCGACGUCAUCAACGAUUUUGACGUUUCUCAAAUGAAUGCGAAAUGUGACACAAACGGAUCAGCACCAACCGUUUCACGUGCGGGGGCGAUGCACAACUCUAACUCGGGGGAGUUGCAUCUUAGUAACAGUCGUAUUGAUGGCGGAGGCGUCACGCAUCUUCCCUCAGCACUGCAUGGUCCCAAUAUGGCGUACCUGCCCCUUUCUAUUUUUGAAGGUUCUCCCACCUAUAAACAACGUCGCAAAAAACUGGUCAGCAGAGUCGAUGCAUUAAAGCUCAGUGACUCAGAAGAGUCACACAGUCACGCAUACGAGGUCGGCGUUGGCUAUGGACUUGAUGAUUCCGGCAUGACAGCCGCCGAUAUGUUCACCUCCCAAGCGAGAGGUGAACAAGAUCCUAGCGUGAGACGAGUCAAGGCUAUGAUUCAAGCGGAUAACGCGAUCUGGUCCAAUACACCGCAACUCGCUUCAGGGCAGACUUCUGUCACCCUGCCAAACGGAUCAGGCUUCGGGCGGUCAUCAAACAAACACCCGUCAUCGCAAUCCCAUCUCCAUCCUAUUACGGAGGGUUCCUCAUUAUCUUCGUUCCCUUCGGGUGUAGACGGCCAUCACGCCACCAACGGAUUGACGCUCACUUCGAAGGUGUAUGUUUGCCCCCUCUAUUCCUGUGGCCGCUUGUUCAAGCGCAUGGAGCACCUAAAGAGGCACGUACGGACUCACACCAUGGAACGCCCAUUUGUGUGUGACCGUUGCAAGAAGCGGUUCUCUCGAUCGGACAACCUCAACCAGCAUCUUCGCAUACACGCACGGACUGAAGGGUCUGAUACAGCUUCCGCUGAUCCGUGCGAUGAUGAGAUGGAAAACGAGGAAGCAGACGAAGGCGACGUUGCCUUUGCUGCGGCUCUCUCCUUUGCAGAGGGUGGCUUACAGGACAUGGAGACGUGUGUAUUGGAACUGCGAGGCCAGGUCCAAGAUGUGCAAGGCGACGAAGAGGGCCUAGUCGCACUGUCUGGUGUCGUCUCCCCCGUUAUGGAUACCGAUGCCACCUCAGAUGGUGGGCUCGGUAACAGUUAUUUUCUGCAAAGCGGUACUGGGAACCACGCCGGGUACGUUGAGUCGUCGGAGACCUGGGCCAGUCCCUUCAUGAAUUCUCCGUCGAUGAACGGGGAACCGAUCAUGUCGUCUCUCUCAGGUCCGUCUCAAAGACAGGAUUUUGCCCUGGACAACAUGUCCCUCCAUAUAGCACCCUCUGAGAUCGGACCUCAUAGACGUCAUAGAAGCGCGACUCCAUCUCUCAUGCGCUCGCAUUCUGCAUCCAGCAGUUCUAGCCGACACCACUACCACCCCUAUGCAUUAUCAUCUCAUUCACGCCCUAGUUCAUGUCACUCCAGCCCAUCCACUCUCUCAGAAUCUCUUGAAAAUUCCGCAGUUUCAUCACAUGCUAUGUCUCGUGAGGCCUUUAGGGCAUCACAGCCGCGUUCAUUCUCAGCGCCUUCCUUCAGUACCGGCCAAGAAUUACAAGGAGGGCUGGACAUCGGCGGCCUCAAUUUUGACGGCAUCUUCUCAAAUCACAUGUCGCUAUUCCCAGAACCCAGCUUCGACCUGUCACAGGCGUACUCCGAGCCCACAUACGAAUCAAGCUUGCUGUCAAUCUAAACUUGUUCGAGUUGGAAUACAGUAUACCUCUCUUGUGUUAAUUCGAUCUUGUUCAUCUUGCUAGCCCUAAUUGUAUCGAUAAUCUAUUUAUCACCCGCAACCUAGUACAUACUAUACCACCAGUGAUUGUUUUCGGGUCUUGUGGACUUGGUUGUGCAGGUCACUAUUGGGUUCUCUCCCCGCUUACGACACCGAGCCUCACGUGUUGCCAUUUUCUUGUAUCAACAUAUCACAUAUUGUUUCUUGUUACAAGUCUCCCCGAGCUCGGUGACACAUCGGUCCUGCUCGGAAAGGAUCUAUAUGCAUGGAGCUACGCGUAAUUUUUUUGUUUGUAUAUUAACGGGAUUCUGCCAUGUAUAUGUCAAUACAAUUGACCAAGCUACGCCUCGGAACUUAAUUGGGGGGGCCCAGCUGAUGCGCUCAUUUGACGAA
Molecule: messenger RNA, 3391 nt
Organism: Suillus clintonianus
Lineage: Eukaryota; Fungi; Basidiomycota; Agaricomycetes; Boletales; Suillaceae
Product: STE-12 alpha
Exons: 4
Coding region: 341-2959 (872 amino acids)
Biological process (GO): regulation of DNA-templated transcription; sexual reproduction
Cellular component (GO): nucleus; Ste12p-Dig1p-Dig2p complex; Tec1p-Ste12p-Dig1p complex
Molecular function (GO): DNA-binding transcription factor activity
Source: RefSeq, a predicted model, not a curated record